Solanum pennellii is the source of this 663-nucleotide messenger RNA. Its product is annotated as receptor-like protein 11. The transcript has 2 exons. NCBI's taxonomy places the organism in Eukaryota, Viridiplantae, Streptophyta, Magnoliopsida, Solanales, Solanaceae. The coding region runs from base 1 to 663 and encodes 220 amino acids. The record is from RefSeq and is a predicted model, not a curated record.
AUGAAAAUAUCACUGUUGCUACAGCUUUCUUUCAUCACCAUGCUGGUGGUGUUUCUGAUUGAUUCUCCAGUGUAUGGUCAUUGUUUGGGCGAUCAAAAGGCGUUGUUGCUUAAACUCAAGAAUGGUCUUACAUUCGAUUCUUCUAGGUCAACCAAAUUGGUCAGAUGGAGUCAAAACACUGACUGUUGCCAAUGGCCAGGUGUAAGUUGUGAUCAGAAAGGUCAUGCACUUGUUUUGGAACUGGACAGCGAAGCAAUUUUCAGCGGACUUGAGAAUCCCAACCAGUCUAUUCGAUCUUCAAUUCCAAUGGAAUUGUCAAGAUUGACGAAGUUAAUGUUUCUUGACCUUUCUAAUGUCGCGUUAAAGCUUGAGAGAGGAGAUCUGCAGACACUGGUUGGAAACCUGGCAAAUCUUAGAGAACUUUAUCUUGAUGAAGUGUACAUAUCAUUGAAGAGGAUUGGGUGGUGCUCAACCUUAUCUUCAUCUCUGCCUCAGUUAAGAGUGUUAAGCAUGACAGAUUGUGGCAUUUCAAGCCCUUUUGAUCCCGUCCUCUUAAAUCUUCAUUUCCUUUCAGUCAUUCGUCUUGAUGGCAACAACUUGUCCAGUAUAGUUCCUGAACUUCUAGCAAAUUUUACAAAACUGACGAACCCUCAGUCUCAGUAA